GAAUUCCGAGAUAAGCUGUACACUCCCACGCAGAGAGAGAGAGAGAGAGAGAGGUAUGGGGAAUUUUCUGGCCAGUUUUCUGGGCAAGGAAGAACCACCACCACCUAUGGUUUUGGUUCCGCCCCUAUUUGAUUUCCCUCCUUUGAUUUCACGUACCAGGAUGUUGGAAUCAUCAUAUGACUUGUUAUUUGGAAAGCUUGCAUUGAAAUGCCUUUUCGAGGACUACUUUGAACAAGCAGGGCAUUUUAGCACAAGAAUUAUGCUAAAGCCAAUUGAUGAUCCUAGCGUAGAUCUGAUUGCAACUGUUUCAGGUCCACUUGAUCAUAAUACUAAAGAGAAUAUUGUGGGAAAUGCUUUGUUUCGGUGGCAAAGGGAUGUUGAUGAUCCUCAUACAUUCAUGGAUCUCUUUGUGUCAACUUCUCAACCGAUUUUGCGCAUGAGGUCAUGUGCUUAUUAUCCUAAAUAUGGAUUCGGUGCAUUUGGCAUUUUCCCAUUAUUAAUAAACAAAAGGGUAUGUUCAGAAGAUUAUGGUGUUACGGGCUUGAGAUACGGGUCAGGAAAUUUAUCUUUUGGAGCUACAAUGAUCCCCUUCUAUUUGGGAGAUGAGUUUCCAAGAAGUGCUUGGUUGGUAAGCCGAAUGGGAAGGCUAACUGCAGGGGUUCAAUACAAGCCACUGUUGAAAGACAAAGGUGGUGCAAACUUUAACAACUUAAAGAAUUGGAGCUGUGCAAUUGGCUAUGGAUUAGGGUCAACUAGUCCUUUGAGCCCAUCUUUCAAUUUUGGCCUUGAAUUUGCUAGAAGUUCUCAGAUGAUUGCUUCAUUCUAUCAACAUUUUGUGGUUCAGAGACGGGUGAAGAAUCCAUUUGAAGAAGAUGAAAUAGUUGGAAUCACAAACUAUAUUGACUUUGGCUUUGAGUUGGAGACAAGCAUUGGUGGAGCUGAGUCAUCAAAUAGUGCCCAAGAUGCCACCUUUCAAAUAGCUGCAUCUUGGCAAGCGAAUAAGAACUUAUUGGUUAAGGGAAAGUUGGGUCCUAUUAGCUCGUCAAUAGCUUUGGCAUUCAAGUCAUGGUGGAAACCUUCCUUCACAUUCAGCAUUUCAGCUGUUAGAGAUCGUAGGCUGGAGAAAACUGCAUUGGGAUUUGGACUCCGUAUCGAGGAUCUUCGAGAAGCCAGCUAUGAAAGAGCUGAUCCAAAUUAUGUAAUGUUGACGCCGAACAAGGAGCACUUGGCACAAGGUAUUGUUUGGAAAAUGGGGAAAAGGCCAAUGCUACAAUCAGAUGUAGACACUGGGAAUUUUGACAAUUUACCAAGGGAACUGAGACCCCUGGGAAGAAUUUUGUAAUUUUCUUCUGUUUUCUUUUCAAUUUCUCCAAGCCGGCCACAGAAUUUCUAUGAAACAUUUACGAAUGGUGGAGCAUUCCAAGUAUCCUGUGUUGGAUCCUUUCCUAACUGACUCGUCAGAGUAAUCUGAGGAUGAAUUUGGGUCAUUACAAAAGCACUGGCCUAGGAAGUAUUCAUUUUGUCUC
Telopea speciosissima is the source of this 1526-nucleotide messenger RNA. RefSeq lists its product as uncharacterized. The transcript has 14 exons. Lineage: Eukaryota; Viridiplantae; Streptophyta; Magnoliopsida; Proteales; Proteaceae. The record is from RefSeq and is a predicted model, not a curated record. Bases 56 to 1342 code for a protein of 428 amino acids.